This is a messenger RNA of Notothenia coriiceps (black rockcod), 3139 nucleotides long. Its product is annotated as pleckstrin homology domain-containing family H member 2-like. The record is from RefSeq and is a predicted model, not a curated record. Gene Ontology annotation, cellular component: cytoplasm; cytoskeleton. Lineage: Eukaryota; Metazoa; Chordata; Actinopteri; Perciformes; Nototheniidae. The transcript is spliced from 17 exons. Gene Ontology annotation, biological process: negative regulation of actin filament depolymerization. Bases 1 to 2121 code for a protein of 706 amino acids. Gene Ontology annotation, molecular function: actin binding.
AUGCCUUCCGCGCUGCCGGUGAAUGUGAACAUCCUGGAGGCUCAGAAGCUGGUUGGAGUGAACAUCAACCCUGCAGUUUUCAUCAGAGUAGGAGAUCAGAAAAAACACACAGCGACACAGAAAUCCACCAACUGCCCCUUCUACAACGAGAACUUCCAGUUUGAGUUUCAGGAGACUCCACAGGUCCUAUUUGACAAAGUCAUCGAGAUAAAGGUGUUUCACAGACGGACCCUGGCCUUCCUGAUGACCCACAUUGGGACCUUUAAGAUCGACAUCUCCACCGUGUACAACCAGCCAGACCACCGCUUCUACCAGAAGUGGGGCCCUCUCACAGACCCGGCUGACACCAGAUCAGGGAUCAAAGGCUACGUGAAGGCGAGCCUCAGCGUGCUGAUGAAGGGAGAUGCUCUGAGCAUGGCCAGCCUGCCAGCCCCCUCCUCAUCCUCAGCCAGUGACGACAUAGAGAAGAACUUGCUGCUUCCUCGUGGAAUGGCUUCUGAGCGUCCGUGGGCUCGGUUCCGUGUCCGGAUCUACCGAGCCGAGGGUCUGCCCACCAUGGAGGCGGGGCUUAUGGCCAAGAUGUCGAAGGCCACUGACCGCACAGUCUUCAUUGACCCAUACGUUCAAGUGUCCUUCGCUGGACAACAGGGGGAGACGUCGGUCGCCAGCGCCACCAGCUCUCCCGUAUGGAACGAAGAAAUCUCCUUCAUCGAGCAGUUUCCCCCUCUGGCUCAGCGAAUCAGAGUCCAGGUCCUUGAUGACGCCAAGAUGGGAAACAUCGCCCUGGCAACGCACUUCCUGGACCUGCAGCAGAUUUCUGACCCCACCAGGAACGGUAUAAACCCAAUAACUCCACCCUCGGAGACGUCCACCCAGGACGGAGGCGGGGAAGAAUGCCGUGUACUGCCAACGCUCCAUGGAGAUGGACGCAGCAGGAAGGAGAGAGGCAGGCAGGCCGUCCCGAAUGGAGAAUCCUGUCAUCCCCUGAGAACCCCAACCAUCACUCCUUACCCCUUCAGCGUGCCUGUUCACUUCCUCAAUAACACCUACCAGGUGGUGAGCUUCGAUGCUUCGACCACAGUGGACGAGUUCCAGUGUCGCCUGAACCAGGACACCGGCAUCAGGAAGACGGGUCUGUCUGGGUUCAGCCUGUUCACUGACGACCCCACGGGACGAGAGCUGGAGCACUUUCUGCAGGGAGCCAUCAAGAUUUGUGACAUUAUCUCCAAAUGGGAGCAAGCUUUGAAGGAGCAGCACACUGGCAAGUCUGAAAACACCAGGACUGUCCGCCUCACCUACAAGAACAGGCUGUACUCCUCUCUCCAGGUCAGGGGGGAGUCAGAGAGGGAGAGGUUGCUGCUGGCCUAUCAGACAAAUGAGGCUAUUGUAGCGGGACACUUCCCUGUCAACAAGGAACUGGCUCUGGAAAUGGCUGCCCUGCUGGCCCAGGUGGAGUUUGGAGACUUUGAGCGUCCCUUCUCUGCUCCUGGAUCAGCACAGACCAAGUCCAACCAAACCCUUAAACAGGUUCUGGACAGAUUUUAUCCCAAACAUUACCGGAGAAACACGUCUGAAGAGCAGCUCAGACAACUGCUGCAGCGCCUCUCCGCCCGCUGGGCCUCCCUCAGGGGGCGAAGUCCAUCGGAGUGUGUCAGGAUCUACCUGACCGUUGCCAGGAAGUGGCCUUUCUUUGGGGCCAGGUUAUUUGAAGCAGAGGCCAUCCCUCCCUCUCCGGAGAAGGGGGCUCGUGUUUGGCUGGCGGUGCAUGAAGAUGGUGUCAGCGUUCUGGAGCACAACUCUGUCAAGAUGCUGGUGUCCCACCCUUAUAAGACCUUGGUGACGUUUGGCGGCUGCAAACAGGACUUCAUGCUGGUUGUGGGACAGAGCAAAGACAAAGCUACAGAGAAACAUCUGUUUGCUAUGGACGCCUCAAAGAUAAGGGAGAUCACCCUGCUCAUCUCCGGUUACAUCAACAGCACUCAUCAGCAGAAGGCGGCGGCGCACCACCUCUCCGCCCCGGCGCUGAUGGUGGCGCAACCCAUCAGCCUGAAGAGCAAAGAGCUGAGGAGCAAAUCCCCCCCGACUCUGGGACGCCCCAGCAAGACUCCCACGCUGCUGUGACGACACAAACAUAACUCACCCUGAGAAAUAUCAACCCUUUUACUUCACUUAUAUAACAAAAAGGAAGGAUUUACCUACAGUACAGGUUUAGUUAGACAGAAUGUCCUGUCCUUUCAUUUCAAGCAUAUAAAAGGUAAUUUAUAAACCUGGAGCAGUGUGUUGUAAUACCCUCAAAAGUGUCUUGAAACAACAUUCUUCUAAGAAAUUGUUUGUCACUGAUGAAUGUGUUGCAUUCAAGUGCCGACUCCAAAGAAAAGUCAACACUCUAUAUUGACAGGCUGAGCUAGCGUUUUGCGGUCUCAUUAUUAAUCUACCUGUACCUUGUGCAACAUUAACUUGUUCAAAGAUGCUGUUUGAAGUAAAUUAUUGUAUUCUGGAUUCAACCAAAUAAGAGGCAAUGACUCUUUGUUAGGGAAUAAUUAAGACAAUUGUUUUUUUAUUUUUCCUUCCCCCUGUAGGGUAUUGAAACCCUACCAGGAAGUGAAACCCAGACAGUGUUAGAUAUAAUGAUACUGAACGAUAUGAUGAACGCAGAAGGAAAGACUGAAGAAAACUGUUCAAAAAGUGAAGUAAAAUCGAUGAGUUGGCGGUUUGUCUAACUUAAAAAAGGACACCAGUUUAGACCCUGUGUGCUGUUAGUUACUGAACAGCCAGGAGAGUGGUGGAACUUGAAUCAAAUACUUCAAGCCUUUCUGGUGAAGAGUAACUGAAACCAGCUAGAUGCCUUCAUUUAAAGGGCCCUAUUAUGCUUUUUGGGGUUUUCCCUUUCCUGUAGUGUGCUAUAUAAGUUUUUGAGCAUGGACAUGGUCUGCAAAGGCUAAAAUCCCAAAGACUCCCCCCUGCUUGAAAGGCCUAAAUCGGACUCCAUUGUUUACUUCCAUGACAUAAUGACAUCACUACGUAACACUCGCGCUUCACUUGGCUAGCGCUCCGACUUAUUGUACGUGAUGGGCUAAGGGGUGGGACAUCUCUAAACAGUUUACCAAUCACAGCAGAGCCGGCCAGCUAACCAAUCAGG